Eptesicus fuscus (big brown bat) is the source of this 3690-nucleotide messenger RNA. RefSeq names its product tetratricopeptide repeat domain 17 (gene TTC17). The transcript is spliced from 25 exons. The record is from RefSeq and is a predicted model, not a curated record. Gene Ontology annotation, molecular function: protein binding. Gene Ontology annotation, cellular component: actin cytoskeleton; cytoplasm. NCBI's taxonomy places the organism in Eukaryota, Metazoa, Chordata, Mammalia, Chiroptera, Vespertilionidae. Gene Ontology annotation, biological process: actin filament polymerization; cilium organization. Bases 35 to 3631 code for a protein of 1198 amino acids.
CUUCCGGUGCUAGCGGCCCGGCCGGGGGGGCAAGAUGGCGGCGGCAGUAAGGGUCCGCGGCCGGUGCGAGCUGCCACCGCGCUCCGGCCCAGGCUGGCUCCUCAGCCUUUCUGCCUUGCUGAGUAUGGCGGCUCGAGGGGCCUUCGCCACCACGCACUGGGUCGUCACGGAGGACGGGAAGAUCCAGCAGCAGGUGGAUUCACCAAUGAACUUGAAGCAUCCCCAUGACUUAGUCAUAUUAAUGAGACAAGAAACAACAGUUAACUACCUCAAAGAAUUGGAGAAGCAAUUAGUUGCUCAAAAAAUUCACAUAGAAGAGAAUGAGGACAGAGACACAGGACUGGAACAAAGACAUAAUAAAGAAGAUCCAGACUGCAUCAAAGCCAAGGUGCCCUUAGGGGACCUGGAUCUGUAUGAUGGCACAUACAUAACUUUGGAGAGCAAAGACAUCAGCCCUGAAGAUUAUAUAGAUACAGAAUCUCCUGUCCCUCCAGACCCUGAGCAACCUGAUUGCACUAAAAUUCUAGAACUUCCAUAUAGUAUACAUGCUUUCCAGCACUUGCGAGGUGUACAAGAGAGAGUUAAUCUUUCUGCACCUCUAUUACCUAAAGAAGAUCCAAUCUUCACAUAUUUAUCUAAACGAUUAGGAAGGAAUAUAGAUGACAUUGGUCACCUCAUUCAUGAAGGCCUACAGAAGAACUCUUCCUCAUGGGUACUGUAUAACAUGGCUUCAUUUUACUGGAGAAUAAAGAAUGAGCCAUAUCAGGUAGUGGAAUGUGCCAUGCGAGCACUUCACUUUUCUUCCAGGCACAAUAAAGACAUUGCCCUGGUCAACUUGGCAAAUGUGCUGCACAGAGCACACUUCUCUGCUGAUGCUGCUGUUGUGGUCCACGCAGCUCUGGACGACAGUGACUUCUUCACCAGCUAUUACACUUUGGGAAAUAUAUAUGCAAUGCUUGGGGAGUAUAACCACUCAGUGCUCUGUUAUGACCACGCUUUGCAGGCCAGACCUGGGUUUGAGCAAGCUCUAAAGAGGAAGCAUGCUGUCCUGUGUCAGCAAAAACUCGAGCAGAAAUUGGAAGCUCAACAUAGAUCCCUCCAGCGAACACUGAAUGAGUUGAAAGAAUAUCAAAAGCAGCAUGACCACUACCUGAGACAGCAGGAGAUCCUGGAAAAACAUAAGCUGAUUCAAGAAGAGCAAAUCUUAAGAAAUAUCAUCCAUGAGACACAGAUGGCAAAAGAGGCACAAUUAGGAAAUCAUCAGAUAUGCCGUCUGGUCAACCAGCAGCAUACUUUACAUUGCCAGUGGGACCAACCUGUGCGCUACCAUCGUGGAGACAUCUUUGAAAAUGUGGAUUAUGUUCAGUUUGGUGAAGAUUCAUCAACCUCCAGUAUGAUGUCUGUGAACUUUGAUGUUCAGACAAAUCAGAGUGACGUCAGUAAUUUGGUCAAGUCUCCUCCUGUAGCCCAUUCUGUUCUCUGGAUCUGGGGCAGGGACUCUGAUGCAUAUAGGGACAAACAGAAUAUUCUGUGGCCUAAAAGAGCAGAUUGUGCAGAAAGCUAUCCUAGAGUCCCUGUUAGCGGAGAAUUGCCAACCUAUUUUCUUCCUCCGGAAAACAAAGGACUCAGGAUCCACGAACUCAACAGUGAUGAUUAUUCUUCAGAAGAAGAGGCCCAAACCCCUGACUGUUCCAUAACUGACUUCAGAAAAAGCCAGACACUGUCCUACUUAGUCAAAGAAUUAGAGGUCCGCAUGGAUCUGAAAGCCAAAAUGCCAGAUGACCAUGCACGAAAAAUUUUGCUUUCCCGUAUUAAUAACUAUACUAUCCCAGAAGAAGAAAUUGGGUCUUUCUUAUUUCAUGCUAUUAACAAGCCAAAUGCUCCUGUCUGGCUGAUACUCAAUGAAGCUGGACUCUACUGGAGAGCAGUAGGAAAUAGCACUUUCGCUAUUGCUUGUCUUCAGAGGGCUUUGAAUUUGGCUCCACUUCAAUACCAAGACAUUCCUCUUGUGAACUUGGCCAACCUUUUGAUUCACUAUGGCCUUCAUCUCGAUGCCGCUAAGCUGCUACUUCAGGCUUUGGCCAUCAACAGCUCAGAGCCCCUGACCUUUUUGAGCCUGGGGAAUGCUUACCUUGCUCUGAAGAAUAUCAGUGGGGCACUUGAGGCCUUUAGACAGGCUUUGAAAUUGACUACCAAAUGCCCAGAGUGUGAAAGCAGCCUGAAGUUGAUUCGCUGUAUGCAGUUUUAUCCUUUUCUGUACAACAUCACCUCUUCCAUUUGCAGUGGUAAUUGUCAUGAGAAAACCCCGGACAACAACCAUGACAAACAGAAAUACUUUGACAACGCCCAGUCACUGGAUGCUGCUGAAGAAGAGCCCUCUGAGACAGGCACAGAGGAGGACCCCGUACUCUCUGUUGAGAAUUCAGGGAGGGACUCAGAUGUGCUUAGACUUGAAAGUACAGUAGUUGAAGAAAGCAAUGGUUCUGAUGAGAUAGAGAAUGCAGAUGAAACCAAAAUGUCGGAAGAGAUCUUGGCUUUGGUGGAUGAAUUUCAACAAGCCUGGCCUCUGGAUGGCUUCGGGGGAGCACUAGAGAUGAAAGGGCGGCGUCUGGACUUGCAGGGGAUACGGGUACUGAAGAAAGGGCCCCAGGAUGGAGUGGCCAAAAGCUCUUGCUAUGGAGACUGCAGAAGUGAAGAUGAUGAAGCAACAGAAUGGAUCACAUUCCAGGUCAAACGUGUGAAGAAACCCAAAGGAGACCAUAAAAAGCCUCCUGGGAAAAAGAUAGAAUCCAAUCAAGCAGAAAAUGCACAUCGCUCCCAAGCAAACCUGGAGAUCACUGGCCCAAAGGUGGCAUCUCCUGGGCCACAAGGAAAAAAGCGUGACUACCAGAGUCUGGGAUGGCCCAGCCCAGAGGAGUGCGUCAAACUCCGCUGGGUAGAGCUGACUGCCAUCGUGAGUACCUGGCUUGCAGUUUCUUCAAAAAACAUUGACAUCACGGAACACAUAGAUUUUGCCACUCCAAUCCAGCAGCCAGCAAUGGAGCCGCUUUGCAACGGCAAUCUCCCCACCAGCAUGCACACCCUGGACCACUUGCACGGGGUUUCCAACCGAGCCAGCCUGCACUACACAGGCGAGAGCCAGCUCACAGAGGUGUUACAAAAUCUCGGCAAAGACCAGUAUCCACAGCAGUCCCUUGAGCAAAUUGGCACCCGAAUUGCCAAAGUUUUGGAAAAGAACCAGACGUCCUGGGUCCUUUCCAGCAUGGCAGCCCUCUACUGGAGAGUGAAAGGCCAAGGGAAGAAGGCGAUCGACUGCCUGCGCCAGGCCCUCCACUACGCUCCACACCAGAUGAAGGACGUACCCCUGAUUAGCCUGGCCAACAUCCUGCACAACGCCAAGCUCUGGAACGACGCCGUCAUCGUGGCCACCAUGGCGGUAGAGAUCGCGCCACACUUUGCUGUGAACCACUUCACCCUGGGCAACGUCUACGUGGCGAUGGAGGAGUUUGAAAAGGCGCUGGUGUGGUACGAAUCAACUCUGAAGCUGCAGCCCGAGUUUGUCCCGGCCAAGAACCGAAUCCAGACCAUCCAGUGCCACUUAAUGCUGAAGAAGGGACGGCGUUCCCCGUAGGGCACCCCUCCUGUCUCUCUCUCUCAUGCUCCUAAGAAAAGAAUAAGAAGAGAAACCAA